Messenger RNA from Trypanosoma theileri, 924 nucleotides. RefSeq lists its product as uncharacterized. The record is from RefSeq and is a predicted model, not a curated record. NCBI's taxonomy places the organism in Eukaryota, Euglenozoa, Kinetoplastea, Trypanosomatida, Trypanosomatidae. The transcript has a single exon. The coding region runs from base 1 to 924 and encodes 307 amino acids.
AUGGAGUUACAUGUAUUUGACUUUGAUGGUACGAUCUUCAACUCCCCAUCCCCCUCCACACGAAUAAAAGAAACUCAUGGGCCGUCUGUUUACUCUAAACUCAUGCGGCCUCUGCAGGAUGGCGGCUUCGGCUGGUUCCAGAGCCUCACCACCUUAACGCCCCCCGCCGUGCCGCGGGAACCAACACUGGAGGAGUGGUAUGUGGCCCCAGUGAUCCAGCGACUGCGGGAACUGGAACAGCGGAGACGAGAAUCAGCAUCCGCAGGAUAUCCUCCCAACGUGAAAGUGUGUUUGUUAACAGGAAGAGAUGAGUCAUUUCGUCAACGUAUUGAAGAACUUUUGGCACAUGCAGGACUUCGUGGGAUGAUGACAGCGGUUUUGUUAAAACCACAUCAAACCUACGGUACGGUGCGGUUUAAGUUGGAGUCCCUGUAUGCACUUAUUGCCGAACACCGUCCAGAACAUGUAUUCUAUUAUGAGGAUAGAGAAGAACAGGGUCUUAAACUCUUAAAUGGGAUUCGUCUUCUCACCCGGGCCCUUCACCCAGGGAAACCGGAUGAUUCCGUUGUGAAUGCUGUCGUUAUGGAGAGUGAUGGUGAGUUGCGUCCACAUAUUGUAAAUAAGGGAAAUUCAUCUGGAGGAGCCAUGCUGGAACCAUGUAAUGCCGCUGUUCGUUGGUGGGAGGAAACACGAAAGCGUGCCGCCCCACAUCCAGUCACAAGCAUUGAACCCUUUAUAUUUACACUCUUGUUUGUGGAUCCCGUAUUGGCUUCACGAAGUGAGAGCAUCCUCACAGCAGAGGAGGAAAACACGCUUGUUUCUCAGUUGCAGUACGAAAGGGAUGCGUAUGUUAGCAGCAACCCUACUGCCGUACAUCCACAGAAACAUACGUUUGGAAGGGCCCCCCGUAGAAGUCAAAAGUGA